This is a messenger RNA of Pochonia chlamydosporia 170, 291 nucleotides long. RefSeq lists its product as hypothetical. NCBI's taxonomy places the organism in Eukaryota, Fungi, Ascomycota, Sordariomycetes, Hypocreales, Clavicipitaceae. Bases 1 to 291 code for a protein of 96 amino acids. The record is from RefSeq and is a predicted model, not a curated record. The transcript has a single exon.
AUGCAGCUCGACAUGUUUCAAAAACAGACCACGUCAUCAACCACAAGCCAUUCAGCACAAUCUCACUAUCAGCCUCGGACCAAUGUGCCACUAAACAACCAGCGGUAUGCUGCCCUUUUCAGCACCUCAAGCACAACACGCGGCAAACAUGCAGCCAAACAGCCACUGGUCUCACUGUGGCGUAGGUUAAGCUUUUUCUGCCCGACGCAGCCGGAGCGGCUUCAUUCUUCGCUCCAGUCGCUUUUUUCUUCCAGUGACCCUCUUUUUUUCGUCUUCCCUAGUGCAAAAUGA